Sphaerodactylus townsendi is the source of this 807-nucleotide messenger RNA. Its product is annotated as probetacellulin-like. The coding region runs from base 140 to 568 and encodes 142 amino acids. The transcript is spliced from 6 exons. Gene Ontology annotation, biological process: positive regulation of mitotic nuclear division; epidermal growth factor receptor signaling pathway; positive regulation of cell population proliferation. NCBI's taxonomy places the organism in Eukaryota, Metazoa, Chordata, Lepidosauria, Squamata, Sphaerodactylidae. The record is from RefSeq and is a predicted model, not a curated record.
GUCCUCGCCGUCGGUUCUGGGCUGCGAGGUCGGUAACGGCGACGGCGGUCGCCCGCAGGGAAGAUCCCCGUCAACUGUGGGAAACAGCCCAGAUUCAUUGGACUUUGUGGUUUUUGUCUGAGUGGCUGCCGAUAGGAAUAUGGCAACUGAGUAUGAAGCCAAGGGAUUAUUCUACAGCAUCUUAAGAGGAAACUGCCUAGGUGUUCCUGCCCGACUGAGGCAGAGGAGACAUUUUCUUCCAUGUCCUAAGGAGUACAAAUAUUAUUGUGUGAGGGGCCAAUGUCGUUAUAUUGAAGGCCUGAAAAAACCUUCCUGCCAGUGUGAUGCAGGUUUCACUGGCUCAAGAUGCGAGAGGCGGGAUCUGCUGUAUCUGAGAGGAGAUCAAAGCCAAAUGCUGCUCAUUACUUUGAUUGUGGUAUUGGUGAUGCUCGCCAUCCUGGCUGCAAGCCUAUGCACUUGCAGAUCUUACUGUCGAAAGAGGUAUUGGCAGGAGGAGGGUGAAAUGGGAAUGUCUGAUAAGCGACUUCCUAUUAAAGCUGAGGAUGUUAUGGAGACAAAUAUUUCAUAAAGCUGGACACAUGUGGGAAGACACCCAUCAAGGCCUGGCGCUGCUAUAAAGAAAAAGUGCCAUCCAAGACUUUGAGAUUGCAAUGGGCACUAUCUAGAAUCCCAAGGAAGAAGGUUGCUAAGAGCCAUUUUGUUUCUUGAAGGGCAGCCUUUUAAGAGGUGCAGCAAACAUUCUUUCAAAAUUAGUUUCACAUGACGUGGUGCGCGUGUGUGUAUGUGUCAGUUCUUCUAAGAAAAAUA